AUGAAGAGAAAACAACCAUCAAAAAGUACGGGAUCGGAAUCAACCGAUGAUAGUGACAAUGAACACGUACAAAGUGAAAACACAAGAAAAAAAACAAAAACUACAAGAUCUAAAUCGAAACAAGUUUAUGAGUAUAAAAACGGAACUCUCUCAGUGAAGGAGGAAGCUAAUAAGGAUUAUGACACUUAUUUUGAUGACUUUAAACAAACUUUGGAGCAAUCUGUUCAUAUUGCAUUUGAAACAGACUACAAACCUACUCAAUUCUAUGUCCCACAAUUGGGUGAUGAUAUUGUUUUCAUUAGGGAUGGGUAUAUCUCCUAUUGUGAAAGUGUUACAAAACACACUGUACUUCCAUUUUUUCUAAAAUAUUUUCAAACUAAACAAACACCUAAUGGAUUUAAGAGGGAUGUAUCUAAAUUUCCCCCUUCUACUAGGUGUAUCAUAUCCAAAAUCGAAUACAAGAAUGUUUUCAUCACUGAAUUGGAUAGUUUAAUAUCAAAGUCACAAAAUGGAUUAAAACCAAGUAGAUUUAAUUUUUUUACUCUAACACUCACAGUAAAAGAAAUCAUGAAAGAGGAAAUUCUCAACAGUACUUUGCCUUACUCGGUAAAGGUUGGUGAUACUCUUAAUUUUGAUUUAUGCUAUUCGGAUUGUAGGCCAUUCAUUAUCACAUACGAACACUAUUUGAAAUCAGCACAAUACUAUAAAUCACUCAGAGAUAAAAUGUCAAUAACUAUGGAUUUUAUUGAUGCCACUACAAAGCUACCAAUUCCCUACACUGGUUUAAUUCAAGAGAUCAAAACUAAACCUAAUGAACCUCAUUGCCUAUUUGAAACCUUGCACAUCUCAUGGGAUACAAAUGACACGGAAGAUAUUAGUGUUUGGGAAAUCAAAGAAGUAGAAGAAGAAGCGAAAAAAGUACUACCAAAAAUAGAUCCUACACUUGAAACAAAAGUAGCACAAAUUUUAACAGAUUUCACAAAUUCUGAAUGCUCAAACCUUCCAUUUCUUCAAAAUACUCCCCAUCCAAUGCUAUUUGCUACUGUAUCUGGUAGACUACAGAGUCAUUUCUAUAGGAAUGUGGAUGCACUGAUAUCAGAUUUAUCGCACAUAACUAAAUGUGUAAAACAUGAAGUGGAAAAAGUAACAACAAAAAAAACCACAAAGGCAACAAAAGCAAUGAUAAAAUUUAUGGCCGAUGUUGAAAGUUUAUUGCACACAAAGAAGAUUACUGAACUAUCUCCGGGAACUAUGUCAUACGAAAUUCCUGUUUCGAUUACACCCCCAACAGUUUCCCAACCUACUAUUGAAAAGGAAGAACCAAGAGAAUCUAGACCAUUGUCCAAAAAAAUUAUUAACUCGGAGGAUGAAGAAACAGAAUCUUCUGAUUCAGACAAUGAGAUAAAGUCAAACAGAAAACAGUCACCAAAAGACAGUAUCCCCCCUGUGCCUGUUAAUGAGCUAAACACCACUCGUAUAUUAGAGACUCCUAUUAAUGAGUCUGAAAAAUUCCCUAAUCCAAUUACAGAUGUUAAAUCAUCUACAAGUGUAUUAAUACAGACAACAGCCUUUCAUGACAUUCCAAAAAUAGCAAAGAAAACCAAACCUGAAAUCAAACCUCCUUCUCCAGUUUUUUUGGAAAAUAAUUUAGAGAAUAAUACACUUCAGCGAGAGGUUCCUGAAACCCAACUCCUUCAACUUACUCAAACAGUUCAACCAAUGCAAUUGGUACUUCCUCCACCUCUACCUCCAAGUAGUACCUCAAUAUAUCCAAGUACUCAACCAAUACAACCCAGCACAUCAUCCGAGGGUCCUAUUGGUAUUUUUUCUCCUUCUAUGGACAUUCCACUGCCAUCUAUUAAAAAGAAAGGAGAAGAUAAAGUUAAGGAUGAUAAGAAAAUGAAGGAAGAUAAAUCAAAAAGAGAAGAUAGAAAAGAGGAGAAAAAAGAAAAGAAAGAAAAGAAAGAAAAAAAAGAGAAGAAAGAGAAGAAAGAAAAGAAGGAGAAAAAGAAAGAAGAGAAAAAAGAAAAGAAAGAAAAAAAGGAAAAAAAGGAAAAAAAGAAAGAGGAAAAGAAAAAAGCAAUAGAAAAUGAAAAUUCAAAUUUGUCGUGUAUUAUCAAAAUUCCAACCAUCAUAUCACAACAUACAGAUGAAACAGUAGAUUUGGCAAGCGUGAAAAUUCCAAAACGUAAGAAAGAAACUGAAGUUGCACCUAUUCUUAUUGAAGAAACAUCUUCUAACGUUGUACAAAACUCAGCACAUGAACAGAUAGAUACAGAUAAUCAUGCCAGUAUGAAUAUAGUAUUUGAAGAUCUUCAUGUGCUUACAACCACCAAUCCACCAAUCCAAGGAUCCAUUCAACCUACAGAACCUCAAAAUAUUGAUGAUGGUACAUUUUCAAAUGAAAUAGGUGGAAUGGAUUCUGAUAUAACUGUAUAUAUCCCUCCAACACUACAAAAACCAAGAGCUCCUUCUAUUAAACUCAGAGCUACUAAGACGCACACUUCUCGUCUAACUAAAGAUGAGAUAUUCGAAACCGAGGAGAACAGAUAUUAUAAUGAGAUUGCUCUAAACAUACAAAUAGAAAACAACAAAAUUAGAGUUAACUUAGAAAAGAACCAAAAAUUUGAUCCAAUACAAGCCGAAAAAAGAAAAAAAUGGGUAAAUCAGUUGAACACUCAAUUCAAAAAUGUAGGAACUACUAGUAGUUCUGAGCUCAUUUCUCGCGCAUAUGGAAACAUUUUAAAGAAAUCUAACAAAAGUAUGAGCCUUAGUCUUCCAAUAUUCUCUACGAACAAAACCAUCUCUGUUUCAAUGGAAAAAAUACCGAUCCAAUUACCUGAUCAAAUACCCAAGCAGUUAUUUAUUAACAAACAUGGAAGCAUUCUAUUCUAUGAACAGAAACGACAUGUGACAGUUGACCAUAUAUUUAAAGCUCCAAUAACCUAUUACCAAUUUCACAUAAUAAGACAAGACUCAGAUAUGAUGGAGGAUGAAAAUCAAGGAAAGAUUGUAUUUAAUGUAAAAUGUGAUACUACAGAGACAGAAAGAAUUAAAUUCUAUUCCCUUUUUGAUAAGGUAGUGGAGGCAAGGACUGUAUGCAAAAAUCCAAAAGCACUUUUUCAUUUCCCUGAACCACAAAAGUUGUACGACUUGAACGACAAUUUUGGCUUUAUGGUAGAUAAUGUGUUUGAUUGGUUCAUCGAAGGAUUUUACUUUAAAGAAAGAAUUGGGAAAAAUCACACAAUUUCUCCUCAUGCUAUUUAUUACAUUGCAGAGUUUGUAUUUAUGGAAAACAAUACUGAGAUAUCCGUAAAUUUCCAAUAA
Messenger RNA from Naegleria gruberi, 3327 nucleotides. RefSeq lists its product as uncharacterized. Gene Ontology annotation, biological process: regulation of cell shape; cytoskeleton organization; regulation of transcription by RNA polymerase II. The transcript is spliced from 2 exons. The record is from RefSeq and is a predicted model, not a curated record. NCBI's taxonomy places the organism in Eukaryota, Heterolobosea, Eutetramitea, Acrasida, Naegleriidae. The coding region runs from base 1 to 3327 and encodes 1108 amino acids. Gene Ontology annotation, cellular component: nucleus. Gene Ontology annotation, molecular function: protein binding.